Molecule: messenger RNA, 1208 nt
Organism: Corylus avellana
Lineage: Eukaryota; Viridiplantae; Streptophyta; Magnoliopsida; Fagales; Betulaceae
Product: caffeoylshikimate esterase
Source: RefSeq, a predicted model, not a curated record
AGCACGGGGAUGGAUAACCGUCACCUCCAAGGGGGUCAAUAAGUAGUUCGACGCUGUGACUGUGAACCCAAUACCGAGUGAGAAUGGCGCACCCAGUGGCGGAGGCCAGCGAGGAGAGCCCAUUCGGCUCGCUGACGGCCGACCAGUUCUACGAGCGCCACAAGGUGACCCACGGUUCCGAGUACAUCACCAACGCCAGGGGCCUCAAGCUCUUCACCCAGUGGUGGACACCGCUCCCCCCGACCCAGCCCAUCGGAAUCCUAGCCAUCGUCCACGGCUUCACAGGCGAGUCCAGCUGGCUGAUCCAGCUCACCGCCGUUUUCUUCGCCAAAGCCGGCUUCGCCACCUGCGCCAUCGACCACCAGGGCCACGGCUUCUCCGACGGCCUCGUCGCUCACAUCCCCGACAUCAACCCCGUCGUCGACGACUGUAUCUCCUUCUUUGACGCCUUCCGUACUCGCCACGCGCCGUCCCUGCCCUCAUUCUUGUAUUCCGAGUCCCUCGGCGGCGCGAUCGCGCUCCUCAUCACGCUCCGCAAGGAACGCGUGGGGCGCGCUUGGGACGGCCUCAUCCUCAACGGUGCAAUGUGCGGGGUCAGUGCAAAGUUCAAACCGCCCUGGCCGCUGGAGCACUUCCUCUCCCUAGUCGCAGCAUUAGUCCCCACGUGGCGCGUCGUGCCAACGCGGGGGUCCAUACCGGAGGUCUCGUUCAAGGAGGAGCGGAAGAGGAAGCUGGCGUUGGCGAGCCCUCGGAGGACGGUGGCAAGACCACGCGCGGCCACGGCGCUUGAACUUCUGAGGAUAUGCAGCGAGCUGCAGGGGAGGUUCGAGGAGGUGGAGGUGCCUUUGCUGAUCGUUCACGGUGGCGAUGACAUUAUAUGCGACCCGGCUUGCGUUGAGGAGCUGUAUCGACGCGCCUCGAGUAAGGAUAAGACGCUCAAGAUCUACCCUGGUAUGUGGCACCAGUUGAUUGGCGAAACAGAUGAGAAUGUUGAGCUGGUUUUCGGGUACAUGUUGGAAUGGCUUAGGAACCGCUCCACACGCGCCGCAGGAGAGGGUGGCCCUAACCUUAUAAAAUAGUCGUCAGCGAUGAUGUUUUUAAGUUUGUAUACAUGGCAAUAUUAGCAACCAAUGAGAGCUUCCCUUGUGGCUGCCAAUUGCCAGUUUAUGUAAUAUAUCCGUUAAUAAGUUAUCUGCUUCUUUUUUCCA